GACAGUUACAUCAUCUGAACAAAACCCAGCUGUCUCAGGGCAUCACAAAGAGAACAACAAACCUACUGUGAACUUAACUUUGUAAGUCUCUUUGAAAUGAGCAGUUGGGGCCAUGCUCCAGGUUACUCCAAAUAUUGCAUGUGCCCAUUUUGGCUCUGCUAAUGUGAAUGUCCGGAACGUGGAGGAUGGCGAUAAUUCACAGUAUGCAGAUCAGGCAAACUGUGGCAGAACCCGUUCCCGAUCUCUUUACAGCUCUGAGGAGACAAAAUACUCGACAGGAAACACUGACAAGGACAGAAGUCACAUCAGACCACGUUCAAGAUCAUUCUAUGUUUGUGACACUGAUGAUGCAGGAACGGCCGACGAUGGGAAAAGAAACACUAAAGUCACUGGAAAGCUUCUGAUCAAAAGUCAUAAAGGCAAAUCAAGCAAAUGGGCCAGCGAGGAACUUCCAGGAAAUAAAGAAAGUUUAAAGGGUGUAUCUAUGAUGACCAUUUCUAAGGUGGACAACUGGGAGAUAAGCUCUUCUUCUGGGAUGAAAUACAGUCAGUAUGUAGACUGGGAAAAGAUCGACCCAGAAGCAGCCAUCUGUUAUAGGAAGAUCCUCUCAAGUGAUCAUUAUGAACUCAAAGCAAUGGGCCGUACAGGAUUCUGGUCCAUGCCUCAUACUCUCAGAUCCAAGGCUUACCAGCACAUCAUCCACAGCAUCGAGAGCACAUCCACCUCCGCUGAUGUGAUCACCUACCAUGGCUUAGUUGGGAGGAUUUUUGGGGAAUUUCAAACAAGCACGCACCCUCUCCCAAAGUUUAUGGAGAAUGGGGAAAUUCCCAGAUUCUGCCUUAAUAAAGCAGGUCUGAAUGCAGUUAAAAGAAUUCUCAUUUGUAUAAACCACCAUUUUCCUGAUGUCAGCUUCUGUCCCAUUCUGUCCGCUCUGGUGUCGCUACUCUUACACUUCAGUGAGGAUGAAGCACAGUGUUUCCACAGUAUUAGUUCCCUGCUGUCCUACACAGACCCUUUCAAGCAUUAUAUUGACCGGACUUUCCUCACUUCACAUGCCUCAUGCAUGAUCUUUGGCGACCUUGCCAAUAAAUACUGCAGGGGAAUCUGGAAGCUAAUAGCCAGCUCUCACCAGAACCUAUUUGAGUUCUACUCUGACUGGAUCAUGUGGAUCUUCGCAGAUCUACCUUUCGCAUACGCCAUCAGAGUGCUGGAUGUCUAUCUAAUGGAGGGCUACAAAGUUUUAUACUGUGUAGCUCUUGCUCUACUCAGUCUUUACAAGGUCUCCAUGUCUUCACGAGUUCCCCAUGUCGAUGACUUCAGACAGGACAUGAAGAAUUUUGUGCAGAAUGUGGGACGGCACAGUACUAUUGACUCUCUAUUUCAGAGGGCUUUUAGUAUACAGUUGCCCACACGCAAAGAGCUGACUUAUCUCUUCAAUGCCAACAAGGAUGCACUAAUUCAUAAGGACAUCCACAAUAAGAGCUCAUUCCAAGAUAUGGGUUUCCGGGCCUUCAGCUCCUCUGUAGUGACUGAAACAGAGAUGAGGGUGGUCUGGGCCUGGAUUCCAGAGCGAUUUGCUUUAUUCAGUCCUGUGCAGCUAUUCGCUACAAAUGUUCAUGGCAGAAGUCUCUCCUCGUUUUAUUCCAGAGUUGAGGGGCAAGAUCCAACUGUUUUACUGUUGAAAACUGCAGAUGAGGAGAUUUGUGGGGCUUUCUUGUCCUCUGACUGGGCUCAGAAGAAUUGUGAUGAAAAGGGAUUUAAGUUCUUUGGCACAGGAGAGUGUUUUGUUUUCACUCUUCGACCAGGAGUGGAACGGUAUCAGCGUACAGUGCUGCAGAUCUCUGGGAUGUCUGACAAAUGUUCUCUGAUGAGCACUCAUGUGGACAGACCCACUGGAGUCUCUCAGAAUCAAAGGUGCAAGUUUGCAUCAUUCUGCACAGAUUCAAACAUCAAAUUCAUGGCAGGAGAUGAUGAGACACUUUUUAUUGGUGGUGAUGGUGGGCACGCUCUGCAUCUGCAGGCUGACCUGUCAGCUGGCUGUUCUGAACACUGUGAUACGUUUGAGAGUCCACCUCUCUGCAGGGGAUGCUUCAAGAUCCAGUCUCUAGAGGCUGAUGUUAUUAUCUGGGACUAAGAAGAAGGAGAUUUAUGAACAUUUUGUGCUACAUAAAACUUGGGUUGAAAAUCUCAGCUUCUCCCCAAAUGAUAAGUAUCUGGUCUCUUUGAAAUGACAGGAUGAUGUCAGUACCGUAGUGUGAACACUGAGAGUGAGGAAGCUAUAUGUGGCAGUCCUGCUUCAGAACAGAGUGCUUGCCACUGCCUCGCCAUCAAAUACACCAACCUGAAUGAUGAAAACCUUGUCUCUGCUGGGAAUAUGGGAGAGACUGCUAUAAUAGGAGCGAACAAUGACUGCACGAGGAUUGUCAGUGGAGGGGGCGGAGGACAGAAUGCAGAAUAAAUGUAUGCCUAGACAUCUCAUUGUGUCUGGGAGAUAUUCCAGAAAUCAUAUCGGCUCAUUGAAAUCAUGAAGGAGCACAAAGCCACAGUUACCUGCAUUAAAAUCAAGAGUGAUGACAAGGAGUGUGUGACGGCCAGCUCUGAUGGAGCUUGCAUCAUCUGGGACCAGGUGUAAGUUUGAAGAGCAUCAAAUCAUAAAUAUUUAAUGCAGACAUACUGAGUGAAAGGUCUUGCCCACAAGUUAUUCCACUGUGCCCAAGCUUGUCAUGUGUUAAAGAGUGAAAUCAACCACACUCACAUGAACCAAACAUGCAAAGUGCAGAUUUGCUUUGUGAAAAACAUUUGGUUUGAUGUAACCUUUAACCAGAUCUGCCUGUGUUCUUCUCAUUUCCCAUCCACGAGGUUUCUGAGGAAUCAAAUGGUGUUGUCCAACACACUUUUCAUUGUUGUAUGUUACCACCCUGAGGAUCAUCACCAGUGGCACUGACAGAAAGGUGGAGAUGACAAGUUACCGAAGCUCUGGGACUAUUCUGAUGGAGAAGUGACCCAUGUUGGCAUCGGGCACAGUGGAAGCAUCACAAAUGAGAGGAAUUGUCACAACAGCAGAUAUACGUAUUUUCAGCACCAUUGCCGAUGGAGCUAUCCUACGGUUUAAGAAGCCACAAAAUUGAUGUUACAAUGUCUGUGAAAAUACAUUUACAGUGUAUGGCCCUUUGGAUUUAUUUAGUAUAUUUUAAAAUAUAAUAUUCCAAACGACAGGAAAAUCCCAAGACACAUGGUUACCUUUCAUUUCUUUUUCUUGCAAAUAAUUAUAUUGAACAUUAAGUUCUGAAUUCUUGCAAGAAUUAAAGGUACCAUCAAACAGUCCAAUUCCAGUCAUUUCAUUGAAAUAAAUCAGCCUAGAGCCCCAGUUUCUGAGGACUUUUUGUCAACUGCACUGUCAGCUAAUACUGUAGAUCACCUGAGAAUCUCCAGAGAGCUGGCGGUGGAGGUUUGGAGAAGUACAGAACGGUGUGUGAACCCAGCAUCUGGAUGUGCCUGUCCCAUAUUUCCUCUCACCAAAGAGGAACAAACUCAAUAAUGAAUAUUUUAACCCCUAACACUAAGGAUCUUCGGACAUCUUGGCCUACACCACAGAUGACAAAGAGCAGACAAUCCGAUGACCUUGUUUUUCUUUGAUUUAAAGACAUACAGUAACAAAGACAGUGGGCUAUCCAUUCAAAAUUGAUCUCAGUAGUCAUAAACUGUGUGUGUGAAAUGGUGUGUGGUGAAAAAAGAUACCUAUCAGAGGAUAAACCUGCACAGGUUGUCUGAAAAGACAAGAAAUAUUGAAGAGUCUCGUGUUGGUAUUAUACAGGUAAAACUAAGUCUGUAAAAAUUUGUGCUGAGUUUUCUCUUUGUUGUUUAUCUGGUCUCAUUCUUCCUUGCUUAAUAUGCGCAUAAUGGGUCUGUAGUUAAAAAUACAGCACACAACAGUAGAUGGCACAGUUGUACAGAACCUCAGGAUAUUUAUCAUGUAAUCUACACUUACACUAGCUCCCCACGGUAGUGAAAAUGUGUGUUAAAAUAAGAAACUUAGAUUUUUUUUUUUUGGGGGGGGGGGCAUAUUUUAUGUCUUUAAUUCAUUUGAAGUUAUCUUUAGGUCACAUAAGGGUCACUGAACAGAGUCAAUAAUAUAUAGAUUAAAUGUUUCCAGGAAU
Molecule: messenger RNA, 4157 nt
Organism: Carassius auratus (goldfish)
Lineage: Eukaryota; Metazoa; Chordata; Actinopteri; Cypriniformes; Cyprinidae
Product: TBC1 domain family member 24-like
Exons: 13
Coding region: 113-2134 (673 amino acids)
Source: RefSeq, a predicted model, not a curated record